CGAGUUCACUGGGUCUGACUCCUACUGUGGAUUUCAGUAUGCUGCGACGAAAACCAACACGCCUGGAGCUCAAGCUCGAUGACAUCGAAGAGUUUGAGAGCAUUCGAAAGGACUUGGAAACCCGUAAGAAACAGAAGGAAGAUGUGGAAGGUGCAGGAACCAGUGAUGGAGAAGGGGCUGCUGGGCUCAGCAGUGACCCCAAGAGCCGUGAACAAAUGAUUAAUGAUCGCAUUGGUUAUAAACCUCAACCUAAGCCAAACAACCGCUCAUCUCAGUUUGGAAACUUAGAGUUUUAGAGAUGGAUUCUCUCGCAUGCCAGACCUCUGGAAUGGAAUAAAAUGAUGGCAGAAAUACAGAACAGAUUUAGAGAAUUAAGUGUGUACAACGAAGCAGAAUGUUUUCUGUCUCCUGCAGGGAGAAAUAAUGUCUGCAUGAAAUUACUGCUGUUCAACUUUUCUGGUAAGAUAGAAGCCAAAUUCUGGCUUGUUUCUGGAAAAUUGGACUGUGGAAAGCUUACCUGAUUUUUGUUUUUAAAAAUAAAUAUAUUUUU
Molecule: messenger RNA, 550 nt
Organism: Phodopus roborovskii (desert hamster)
Lineage: Eukaryota; Metazoa; Chordata; Mammalia; Rodentia; Cricetidae
Gene: Cdc26
Product: cell division cycle 26
Exons: 2
Coding region: 39-296 (85 amino acids)
Biological process (GO): protein K11-linked ubiquitination; regulation of mitotic cell cycle; anaphase-promoting complex-dependent catabolic process
Cellular component (GO): anaphase-promoting complex
Source: RefSeq, a predicted model, not a curated record